This is a messenger RNA of Glycine soja, 611 nucleotides long. RefSeq names its product NADH dehydrogenase [ubiquinone] iron-sulfur protein 5-B-like. Gene Ontology annotation, biological process: mitochondrial respiratory chain complex I assembly. Bases 83 to 331 code for a protein of 82 amino acids. The transcript is spliced from 2 exons. The record is from RefSeq and is a predicted model, not a curated record. Lineage: Eukaryota; Viridiplantae; Streptophyta; Magnoliopsida; Fabales; Fabaceae.
GAGCAAUUUGUCACAUCAACGAGAGAGCUGAGGAGAAAUUGGGUGUAGAAACAGCGAAAGAGAAAGAGAGAGAGAGAGAGAGAUGGCGUCGGGCUGGGGAAUUACCGGAAACAAAGGUCGCUGCUACGAUUUCUGGAUGGAUUUCAGCGAGUGCAUGUCUCGCUGCCGUGAGCCCAAGGACUGUGCUUUUCUCCGCGAAGACUACCUCGAGUGCCUCCACCAUUCCAAAGAGUUUCAACGACGAAACCGGAUUUACAAGGAGGAGCAGCGCAAACUAAGGGCUGCUACCAGGAAAGGCCAGGAGGAUGGGGUUAAUGAACAUCAUCAUUAGAACCUGGAGUUAAUUUUCAAUCUAAGCUUCUGAACAAUUAUUUUGAUAAAAUGUUUGUGAUUUGCUUGGAUCGGUAUUCCUGCAUGUUCUGUGAGCCCAUAUUUUAUACUUUUGAUGUUGCGGGCUUCUUUUCCCUGUGCAAUAAAUUCAGAAGUCAACUUAGGACUGCAAAUUUCACUAUAAGUUUGCUGAGUGAAUUUGGUAAAUGUCUUUGAGAUGUAAACAUGGGUUAAAAGGAUUGAAAUUCUCUAAAUGAAAAAGAUCAACAAAUUAAAAUCUU